Molecule: messenger RNA, 2838 nt
Organism: Lathyrus sativus (Indian pea)
Lineage: Eukaryota; Viridiplantae; Streptophyta; Magnoliopsida; Fabales; Fabaceae
Source: the annotation of a GenBank genome assembly
AUGGCAUCAUCAGAUGAAGAGGGUGAGAUUGUUCCAGAUUCUGUUGAUAGUUAUUGGUUUGAAAAUGAUAAGGCGGAAUUUGUUUCACUUUUUAGUUUGACAUUAUUGUGGAGUGUUGACGAGGUCGAAUGUGACUCAGAAACAAAAGUGUUUUUACAUGGCACCACAGAUAAUGGCAUCCAGAAAAUUCACAAACAGAUUACAGGAUGGAGAUUUGAACUUUCAUGCGAAAAGCCUGAGAUUUCAGUUCUUUUGAGGGAGAAAUACUGGAUAGCUCUUCUAAAACCAAAAAAAUGCUUUGAAAGUACUAUUAAGUCAGUUUUGGUCACAGUUUCUUGGUUGCAUUUUGUGAAAUGGAAUCCAGAGGAAUCAAGAAUAUUAAUUUGGAACAAAGUGUUGACGGAAUUUAGCACAUUUGAUAUUCCACCUUCUGAGAAUGAUGUUCUAUGUCAUAUGGCAUUGAUUACAGAGGCUGCUAAAAGGGACGCAGAUUUAACAAAAUCCAAGUAUUUGCUUAAUUUCAUAGGAAAGACAUGUUCGAAUGAAGACUUCCAUGAGCAGGAUGUUCACACGACAAAGAAAUUAACAUUUAUAGUUGAAUCAGAAGAGGAGGAGGAGGAUGACAAAUCUGAAGGUGAAGGUGAACUCAAUGUAGAUGGAGAGCAAAAUAUCGGAUAUGAUACUGUUUGUGCAAUUUGUGAUAAUGGUGGUGAAGUACUUCCCUGUGAAGGAAGGUGUCUGAGAUCCUUCCAUGCAACUAUAGAAGAUGGUAGAGAUUCAUUAUGUGAAUCUCUUGGCUACACUAGUACUCAAGUUAAUGCUUUUCCAAACUUCUAUUGUGACAAUUGUAGAUAUAAGAAGCAUCAAUGCUUUGCAUGUGGCAGACUGGGUUCAUCUGAUGAAUCAUCUAAUCCAGAGGUAUUUCCUUGUGUUACUGCAAAUUGUGGUCACUAUUACCAUCCUGAAUGUGUUGCAAGACUACUCAACCCUGGAAUUGACACCAAACAAGAGGAAAUAAAACAGAAAAUUGCCAUUGAAAAAACAUUUCUCUGUCCUCUUCAUAUCUGUUCUGCAUGUAGAAAAGGUGAAAAUAGGAAUGUUCAUGAUUUGCAAUUUGCGAUGUGUAGACGCUGCCCCAAGGCUUACCAUAGGAAAUGCUUACCCAAGGAAAUUUCCCCCGUAUUUGAUUAUUAUAUGGGCAUUGAGCAAAGGGCUUGGGACAAUCUCCUUGACAAACGAAUUUUGAUGUAUUGCUUGGAUCAUGAGAUAGUUCCGGAACUUGGAACUCCAGCUAGAAACCAUCUAAUCUUUCCUGAUAAGGAUAUCAAAAGGAAGAAAAUCAGUUUCAAGUUAUUAAACAAAGAGAAGGUUGGAAUGACAUCGAACAAAAGUUUUGAAGAACUUCUUCUCAAUAAGACACUGGCGCCAAAACCAACUUUAACGGAAAGAUCUGUCCCUCAAAGUGGAAAUUCUUCCAACGUUAUGGAGAAAAUAUGCUCUAAGCCAGAUACACAUUUGUCAUUUGAGCAGCCCAAAAAAUAUUUAAAGGUUGAAACAAUGUCUGCGUCAAAUAGGUGCUUACCGAAUUUUGAUAGCAAAGUGCCUUUGAAAAAUGAUAAAUUGACUUGUAUUCCAAAGCUGCAUGAAGCUACAUCACAACAGCAAAGAUCUGUUGGUAGAAUUGAAGAAACAAGCUUGAAGAAGCCUUCGUAUAAAAAAGUCAAAACUUCACUUGAAGUUAGAAAAGCAGAUAUGGAAAAACGAAUUUUGUCUUUGAUGGAAGAGGCCACAUCUACAUUGAACAUGGAAAAUUUUAAAAAGGAACAACAAGUCUUCAAUACAAGUUCAAGUUCCACAGAAACUGUAUUUCAUAAGAACCUUACUCAAGGAAAAGUUGAAGGUUCUAUUAAGGCCAUUCAAAUAGCUUUACAGAAGUUAGAUGAAGGAUGUAGUAUUGAGGAAGCAAAAGCUAUUUGUGAGCCAGAAAUUGUUCGUCAGCUUUUUAUUUGGCAGAAGCAACUCAAGGUCUAUCUUGCACCUUUUCUUCAUGGAAUGCGAUAUACUUCAUUUGGUCGCCAUUUCACUAAAAUAGACAAGUUGAAGGAGAUUGUUGAUAGGCUUCAUUGGUAUGUGCAAAAUGGUGACACGGUUUUGGACUUCUGUUGUGGUGCGAAUGAUUUCAGCUGUCUAAUGAAAUCAAAGCUUGACCAGACUGGGAAGUCAUCAUGUUCAUUUAAGAACUAUGAUUUAUUCCAAGCUAAGAAUGAUUUCAACUUCGAAAAAAGAGAUUGGAUGAGUAUCAAGCCUGAGGAAUUACCAGAUGGUUCUCAGCUUAUCAUAGGGCUGAAUCCUCCUUUUGGGGUCAAGGGUUUUCUUGCUAACAAAUUUAUCAACAAGGCAUUGACGUUUAAGCCAAAACUCCUUAUACUUAUCGUGCCGAAAGUAACAAAAAGACUUGACAGAAAGAAAGGUGGAUAUGACUUAAUUUGGGAGGACAAUGAAAUAUGUUCAGGAAAGUCAUUUUAUCUACCGGGUUCUGUCGAUACUCGAGACAAGCAAUUGGAAGACUGGAACCUGAAGCCGCCACCUCUUUACCUUUGGAGUCGCCCUGACUGGACUCAUAGACACAUUGAAAUUGCUCAAAUUCAUUGCCACAUCAAACAUGACGCGUAUAAUAAUAAAGUACAAGAAAUGACAAAUUAUCUUAUGGAGGAGAAUCUUGAUUGUUAUAUGGAGUAUCCUGGAUUACAUGCACCUGGUAAUUUUUUAAGCAUAUUUGAUGGUGUUCCAGAUGAUAAUGGCAUUCCACUAGAGGAUGGUGCAACUUACUUUCCUUGA